AUGGCUGAUGACUCAGUAAUUUAUGACUCCACGCCUUGUCUCCUCCACCUGAUUCUAUUGGCUGAGCUGUUUACCCAUGCAUCAUCUCGUCCCGCCCACAGUCCUGAUCUCUGUGGCAUGUUUAGAUCAAUGAUCCAUCAGGUGGACAGGUUGACAAUCUUAUCCAAAGAACUCCAUAACUUGACAGACGAGGAGCUCGUAAACUUUGAGGGUGUGGAAAAUAGACUGGAUGGUCUUCCUCAUAUGCAACACACUGCGGCCCAUUUUAAUUCCUUGAAGGUGAACGAGUCACUCUCCAAACUGUUUGUGUACACUCAGUCCUUCAGGCUGCAUGUUGACUGGUUGAAAACAGCCAAAGAAAGCGUCAGUUUAUCCUCCCAGUCAGCAGAGCGCGUCAGCUCUCACCUCCUGCAGCUCUCCAACCUCCUUAAUGCAUCUCUUCUCCUGAUCAGUGAAGAGGUUCCUCAGUCACCGUCAGCCUCCCUCCCUGUCGUCUCCACAGCCUUCGAUGUGCUUCGGUUCUCCGUUGAGAUCUCUGAACAUUUAGAAGUCUUUUGUAACUGGUCAAAAAGAGUUUUGGUGCAUCUCCAGAGACUAUCCCGCUGCCCUCGACAUUAA
Perca flavescens (yellow perch) is the source of this 618-nucleotide messenger RNA. RefSeq lists its product as uncharacterized. Lineage: Eukaryota; Metazoa; Chordata; Actinopteri; Perciformes; Percidae. The coding region runs from base 1 to 618 and encodes 205 amino acids. Gene Ontology annotation, molecular function: growth factor activity; cytokine activity. Gene Ontology annotation, biological process: positive regulation of cell population proliferation; positive regulation of MAPK cascade. The transcript is spliced from 5 exons. The record is from RefSeq and is a predicted model, not a curated record. Gene Ontology annotation, cellular component: cytoplasm.